AUGGACCGCCCAGCUGCCCUGCAUUUCAUCAACACCACUCAUCCUGGGGAUGCCACCACCUCAAGCAGCUUAAGUCAGAUCCGAUCACAUGCACAAAAAGAAAUACGUCUACGUGCACGCAGGUUGCGCAAAGCCGCUCCGCCGCAGGGCAAAAAAGGGGAUACUAAGAGGAUCGAGCAGCUGAAACAGAAUACCGACGGUAAACGAGGCGACACAGCGGUCAGCUCAAUUAACAUUACAUCUAGUAAUAGCCAGGAGGCUGUCGAAGAGCCCACAUCAACAGUACCUUCGAUGGCACUGUCUCGCUCACCCCAGGCAAUUGGUCUCUCUUCUGUAGCUCCAUGUGGAGGCUUCUCUGAAAAGGAAGGCUUCCUCCUUCUUCACUAUGUCAAUUACGUUAUACCGUUCAGCAAUGGCAGCUGUCACAAGAAUAGAAACAGCUCCAGUCGGUGGCUUAUAGACCUGCAGCUGAAACACUGGAUCCCAUUGGCUCUUUCGGACCGUGGUCUCAUGGCUGCACUAUUUCUACAGUCUUGCCAUAGUCUGGGAGUAUUGAAUCCACAUCAGGAUUAUGCGGAUAUGUCAACCAAGUACCGACUGCAGUGCAUCCAGUCAACGAAUGCCUCAUUAGCCACCACAGCGACUCAGAUGAGUGAUGCCACCAUUGCAAAGGUCAUGAUAAUGGCAAUUGAUGAGUUUACAAUUGGGAAUGUCGACGCCUGGCGUGCCCACCUUGCGGCAAUUACCUGGAUGAUCGAGAGGAGAGGCGGUGUUGAUGCCUUGGGAGUUGGUGGGUUUCUGAAAGAAGUCAUCGUCAAUACGCCUAUAUUCUACGAGUAG
Molecule: messenger RNA, 840 nt
Organism: Trichoderma aggressivum f. europaeum
Lineage: Eukaryota; Fungi; Ascomycota; Sordariomycetes; Hypocreales; Hypocreaceae
Product: transcriptional regulator family: Fungal Specific TF
Exons: 4
Coding region: 1-840 (279 amino acids)
Source: RefSeq, a predicted model, not a curated record